AUGUCUAAAAGAACAGCAGAUUCCGAUGAUUUCGAAAAUCAUCAAAAGACAACGAAAACCGCCACCCAAUCAGUCCCAUCCUCCAAUAAUAUAGAAGAAGAAGCCAACCUCGAUGUCGGUGAAUUCGAAGAUCCAUACGGUGAUGAAUUCGAAAGUGACGGAGAAAUCAUCGAAUUAGAUUCCGCCGAAGAAGAUAUUGAUGAAGACAUGGCUGAUGAUGAAACCGCAGCCACCAAGAAGAUCGAGCAAUUAGAAGCUCAAGAAAAGGCAGCAGAAGAAGAGGAAUCAUCAAUAUAUUUACCACAUAGAUCCCGUCCAUUAGGACCUGAUGAAGUGUUAGAAGCUGAUCCAAGUGUUUAUGAAAUGUUACAUAAUGUGAAUUUACCCUGGCCUUGUUUGACUGUGGAUAUAAUACCCGAUAAUUUGGGAGAUGAGAGAAGAUCAUAUCCUGCUUCUGUAUAUUUAGCUACUGCCACUCAAGCGGCCAAGAAUAGAGAUAAUCAAUUGAUUGCAAUGAAGGCAUCAUCUUUGGCUAAGACAUUAGUCAAAGAUGAAGAUGAAGAUAAUGAAGACGACGAAGAUGAAGAUGAUGAUCUUGAUGUUGAUCCUGUUUUGGAUAGUGAAUCAAUUCCAUUAAAACAUACAACCAAUAGAAUCAGAGUUUCACCCCAUGCUCAAACCACAGGAGAAUAUUUAACCGCCACCAUGUCUGAAAAUGGAGAAUGUUAUAUUUUUGACCUUGCAUCACAAUUCAAAGCAUUUGAUUCUCCAGGAUAUAUGAUCCCUAAAUCAGCCAAAAGACCAAUACAUACAAUCAGAGCCCAUGGGAAUGUUGAAGGAUAUGGAUUAGAUUGGUCCCCUUUGGUGAAUACUGGAGCAUUGUUAACUGGUGAUUUAUCUGGGAGAAUCUAUUUAACUUCAAGAACAACAUCUAGUUGGACAACUGACAAAACACCAUUUUUUGCAUCACAAUCCUCAAUUGAAGAUAUUCAAUGGUCGACUAGUGAGAAUACUGUGUUUGCGACUGCUGGAUGUGAUGGAUAUGUGCGUAUUUGGGACACCAGAUCUAAGAAACAUAAACCGGCUAUUUCGGUCGUUGCUUCAAAUACCGAUGUGAAUGUUAUUAGUUGGUGUAAUAAGAUUAAUCAUUUAUUAGCAUCUGGACAUGAUGAUGGAAGUUGGAGUGUUUGGGAUUUAAGAAAUUUCAAUACUGGUAAUCAACCUACUCCUGUUGCUAAUUAUGAUUUCCAUAAAUCUGCAGUUACCUCAAUAUCUUUUAAUCCUUUGGAUGAAUCAAUAAUUGCGGUUUCUAGUGAAGACAAUACUGUAACAUUAUGGGAUUUGGCAGUUGAAGCUGAUGAUGAAGAGAUUUCUCAACAAAGAAAAGAAUUGAAAGAAUUACAAGAUAUUCCACCCCAAUUGUUGUUUGUUCAUUGGCAAAAGGAUGUUAAGGAUGUUAGAUGGCAUAAACAAAUUCCUGGAUGUUUGGUAUCCACCGGUGGUGAUGGGUUAAACAUUUGGAAGACAAUUUCUGUCUAA
This is a messenger RNA of Hemisphaericaspora subhashii, 1539 nucleotides long. RefSeq names its product ribosome biosynthesis protein. The record is from RefSeq and is a predicted model, not a curated record. NCBI's taxonomy places the organism in Eukaryota, Fungi, Ascomycota, Pichiomycetes, Serinales, Debaryomycetaceae. Bases 1 to 1539 code for a protein of 512 amino acids. Gene Ontology annotation, molecular function: protein binding. The transcript has a single exon.